Messenger RNA from Tupaia belangeri chinensis (Chinese tree shrew), 2311 nucleotides. RefSeq names its product nuclear receptor subfamily 5 group A member 1 (gene NR5A1). The coding region runs from base 917 to 2212 and encodes 431 amino acids. Lineage: Eukaryota; Metazoa; Chordata; Mammalia; Scandentia; Tupaiidae. Gene Ontology annotation, biological process: hormone-mediated signaling pathway; tissue development; regulation of transcription by RNA polymerase II. The record is from RefSeq and is a predicted model, not a curated record. Gene Ontology annotation, molecular function: nuclear receptor activity; RNA polymerase II cis-regulatory region sequence-specific DNA binding; zinc ion binding. Gene Ontology annotation, cellular component: RNA polymerase II transcription regulator complex. The transcript has 9 exons.
GAAAAGUGAGGUGUUUUAUGCAAUUUGCCCAUUUCUUCAAAUGAAGAGGUACGUGGGGUGGUUCUCAACAGCAAUGUCCCAGGGUCCCUCGAGGCCCGUCCCACCCCCAACCAAGCACGAAUGACUGGGAGGUAAAUCCUCUGAGGACGGAGACUUCUCUUUUCUUUGCUGUGGAAUCUCCAGUGCCUGGAACAGUGCCUGGCCUCUGGAGUGCACUCAGGAAAGGUGAGAUGGACAAAGGGGUGCAGGAAAGAGCACGUGACACCUGGGAGGGGUGCAGGGCACGGCACCCUACAGAAUGAGCAGAGCUCCAGACCUGCCUGGGCCCGAGACUGCACAGGGACAUUCCAGGCUGCAAGGAGAAGAAAAAAAAUAGACCUAAAUGAAGAGAAACACCAACAAAGAGAGAGGCCCGUGGAGUCACGUGGGGGCAGAGACCAAUUGGGCCUCCGUGCCCCCCCCCAGGGCGGGGAGGAGGAGGAGGACGGCCGGACAGGGCCAGCCCGCUGUCCGCCGCCGCCUGCCGUGGUGAGCCGCGUCCCUGCGUGCCCGCCGGCCACUGCCCCACCUGGGUGCCGGGGCAUCCCCCGCCGGUGCCCACCGCGCACCCUCAUCCGGCCCAGAGCUCUCCUUCCGCCACACCUCUGGUGCCCUCGGUGGCUCUGAGUCCUCACAGUUGUGGAAACAGAGCGGGAGUCCCACGAUUCCCAUUUCCGGCCGAGCAAACUGAGGCCGCGGGAGGAGCCGCGUUUGCAGGAGCUCCCCCAGCUGUGCGCGCACGAGCGCUUCCACCGCACGAGCCCCGGCCUCGCCAGCACCACGUCGGCGCAGGCCUCGCCGCCCAUCAUCCCCACUUCACAGAUGAGGAAACUGAGGACCGGAGGAGGGGCAUUUGCUUAAGGCGGACGGCGCGGGCAUGGACUAUUCGUACGACGAGGACCUGGACGAGCUGUGCCCGGUGUGUGGGGACAAGGUGUCCGGCUACCACUACGGGCUGCUGACGUGUGAGAGCUGCAAGGGCUUCUUCAAGCGCACGGUGCAGAACAACAAGCACUACACGUGCACCGAGAGCCAGAGCUGCAAGAUCGACAAGACGCAGCGCAAGCGCUGUCCCUUCUGCCGCUUCCAGAAGUGCCUGACGGUGGGGAUGCGCCUGGAAGCUGUACGUGCUGACCGCAUGCGGGGUGGCCGGAACAAGUUCGGGCCCAUGUACAAGCGGGACCGGGCCCUGAAGCAGCAGAAGAAGGCACAGAUUCGAGCCAAUGGCUUCAAGCUGGAGACAGGCCCCCCAAUGGGGGUGCCCCCACCACCCCCACCCCCGCCGGACUACAUGCUGCCCCCAGGCCUGCAUGCACCUGAGCCCAAGGGCCUGGCCUCGGGUCCACCUGGCGGGCCACUAGGCGACUUUGGGGCCCCAACACUGCCCAUGGCUGUGCCCAGUGCCCACGGGCCACUGGCCGGCUACCUCUAUCCUGCCUUCCCUGGCCGUGCCAUCAAGUCUGAGUACCCGGAGCCCUAUGCCAGCCCCCCACAGCCUGGGCCACCCUAUGGCUGCUUCGGCGGCUGCCUGCAGGAGCCGGCCAAGGGCCGCCCCGACCAGCCCGCACCCUUCAGCCUCCUGUGCAGGAUGGCUGACCAGACCUUCAUCUCCAUCGUGGACUGGGCCCGCCGCUGCAUGGUCUUCAAGGAGCUGGAGGUGGCCGACCAGAUGACGCUGCUGCAGAACUGCUGGAGCGAGCUGCUGGUGUUCGACCACGUCUACCGCCAGAUCCAGCACGGCAAGGAGGGCAGUAUCCUGCUGGUCACCGGGCAGGAGGUGGAACUGAGCACAGUGGCCGCCCAGGUGGGCUCCCUGCUGCAUGGCCUGGUGCUGCGGGCGCAGGAGCUGGUGCUGCAACUGCUCGCGCUGCAGCUGGACCGCCAGGAGUUCGUCUGCCUCAAGUUCCUCAUCCUCUUCAGCCUCGAUGUGAAGCUGCUGAACAACCACAGCUUGGUGAAGGAUGCGCAGGAGAAGGCCAACGCCGCCCUGCUCGACUACACCCUGUGCCACUACCCGCACUGCGGCGACAAGUUCCAGCAGCUGCUGCUGAGCCUGGUGGAAGUGCGGGCGCUGAGCAUGCAGGCCAAGGAGUACCUGUACCACAAGCACCUGGGCAACGAGAUGCCCCGCAACAACCUGCUCAUCGAGAUGCUGCAGGCCAAGCAGACGUGAGCCCCGCCACGCCCAGAGGGCCGCGUGGGAGGGGCCCCGCCAGCCCGCUGCCCCAGAACGCUACUUCAGCCCGCCAGCCCCAGGGCCCCAUCCGGGCAG